This is a messenger RNA of Olea europaea var. sylvestris, 1391 nucleotides long. RefSeq names its product myb-related protein 305-like. Bases 356 to 1063 code for a protein of 235 amino acids. The transcript has 3 exons. The record is from RefSeq and is a predicted model, not a curated record. Gene Ontology annotation, biological process: regulation of DNA-templated transcription. Gene Ontology annotation, cellular component: nucleus. Gene Ontology annotation, molecular function: DNA-binding transcription factor activity; sequence-specific DNA binding. Lineage: Eukaryota; Viridiplantae; Streptophyta; Magnoliopsida; Lamiales; Oleaceae.
UAAACAAUUAUGUAACUCCUUAUGUACAAGUGACAUUAUUCAUGAUCUAAUACAGUCCCACUUUGAAUAGGAAAAUCAAUUAAUGCUUGAUAAGUAUAAUAAUGACCCUAUUAAAUAAGAUAUGAAUAAGGAUACUAGAGUAGCUUUCACAACUCAAAAUGGUACAGCAUAGCUGAUCUUUAGCUUGUGUGGAGCACAUUAAAAAAUUGAUAAUGACAUCAAUUGACUGACGGAAUGAAACAAGACCAAGAGUACCAAGUAUAAAUAUGGAACAAACACUAGUACCAUAUGUCAGGGAAUUUUAGGAAUAAAAAUCCUACAUAUUACAGAACAAAAACAUAGGUUUUUUCCUCUCAUGUCUAUGGUACAAAAUCUGGGAUGGGGAGUCAUCGAAGGAGGGUGGAGAAAGGGCCCUUGGACUGCAGAAGAAGACAGGUUACUCAUUCAAUAUGUCAAAUUGUAUGGUGAAGGAAGAUGGAAUAAUGUAACCAGGCUUAUAGGAUUGAAAAGGAAUGGGAAAAGCUGUAGAUUGAGAUGGGUAAAUUACCUUAGGCCAGACCUGAAGAGGGGACAAAUAACACCACAUGAAGAGAGUAUAAUUCUUGAGCUACAUGCUAGAUGGGGUAACAGGUGGUCAACAAUUGCUAGAAGUCUACCGGGAAGAACUGACAAUGAAAUCAAGAACUACUGGAGGACUCAUUUCAAAAAAAAGGGAGAAGCUUCUUCUGGAAAUCCUGAAAAAUGGCGAGCCCACCUUCUGAGAAGGCAACAAUUUCAUUUACAGCAGCAAGAAAAACAAGAAGAAAAUCAAAUAAACAUGAACAAAGUCGUAUCAUUGCUUGAUGAGAGUGAAAAUAGAGUGCCAACUCUAGCUCAAAUGAAGAAAGAAAUCAUAUAUCAGGACACGUCUGAUGAUCUUGGCUUCAUAUAUUCUAUGAUUAAUGGCAAUGCAACCGGACCUGAGGCCUCAACUGAGGAUAUUUUAUGGGAAUGGUUGUGGAAUUUGGAUGAUUUUCAUGAAAACAUAACUAACCAGCAUACUUCGGUUGCAAAUUUCCAUUGAACGAUUACUUGCACCAGUUUUCAGUCUUUCAGUCUGCUGUUUGACGAAAUAGCGCUAAAUCAUAGAGAACCAAAGCUUUUCAGCCUAAAAUUAUGGUUCUCCUGGCUUGUGGAUUUUUUACUUUUCUUUUCAGUUACCUGUUCCAAGAUUUCCAGGCUUGUGUACAACAUGAAUGAUAUCAAACCAUCAUUUCUUGAAAAAAGUUAUGGCAUGUUUAGAAGGUGGAUUAUAUAAUUCUAAACAAUAUUAAGGAAGAAAAAUUAACUGAAAUCUUGUCCAUUGUACUGUCUAAUAUGAUCCAAUACUAUGUACCAAACAUGCAUAUUUA